UACUGGGGCUGAGACUAUGUAACCUGUAUUUUGCAAAGCGAGCGCGUCAUACACAAGAUAGAAGGAAUGAAGAAUACAGGAAAAGAGCAGUCCUGCCCGUCAGCUGUCGCUCGACGCGUGACACGCUCGCGCCCACAAACCUCAGUUAUUGUCGCGCUACCGACUGUGUUGGUCCUCUCGUCUCGGUGUCAUGGAGGACUUCGACCUAGACCUGCCGGCCAAGAAGCGCACGCCGCUGCCUCUCCAGAACACGUACGCCGCUAAGAAGACUAUGGCCCAGGGCAUGAUGGACGUUGCCCUGGUGAUGGCCAAUUCCAACCAGAUGAGAUACGUCCUCGAGUACAGCACGACUACCAAGACCUACUACCUCGUCUUGUUCCUCAUCACCGCCAGCCUUAUCCUACAGAUUGUGGUGGGAAUCUCGUUAAUUUUCAAGGGUAGGUGUGAUCUGGGCGGCGACUCCAAGUUGGAACAAGCGAACCGCAUCAACAACUGGGUUCUCGUUGGAGUGUUCCUGAUCACCAUCAUCAACGUGUUCAUCACCGCCUUCACCAGUACUGCUGCACCACCAGUGACGGGCCAGUAGUGACUACUGACAAUGACUAUGCUACUCAACAUGCCACGCUGUGAUAUUUAUUUUUGUUAUAUUUAACAUAAUGUUCGUGUGUGUCCAUCGGUUUAGAAAUAACUGCGACAAAUAACUAUUGCCAAAGGAAAGUAUUACAGUGUUUUAAUAUUUUAUAAUAUGUAUCUAGAAAUAAAUGUAAGAACAUUCGUAUUUUA
Homalodisca vitripennis (glassy-winged sharpshooter) is the source of this 783-nucleotide messenger RNA. Its product is annotated as ninjurin-A-like. Gene Ontology annotation, cellular component: membrane. Gene Ontology annotation, biological process: tissue regeneration; cell adhesion. The record is from RefSeq and is a predicted model, not a curated record. The transcript has 2 exons. The coding region runs from base 191 to 586 and encodes 131 amino acids. NCBI's taxonomy places the organism in Eukaryota, Metazoa, Arthropoda, Insecta, Hemiptera, Cicadellidae.